Messenger RNA from Leptinotarsa decemlineata (Colorado potato beetle), 1878 nucleotides. Its product is annotated as aromatic-L-amino-acid decarboxylase. Gene Ontology annotation, molecular function: aromatic-L-amino-acid decarboxylase activity; pyridoxal phosphate binding. Gene Ontology annotation, biological process: carboxylic acid metabolic process; amino acid metabolic process; catecholamine metabolic process. The record is from RefSeq and is a predicted model, not a curated record. NCBI's taxonomy places the organism in Eukaryota, Metazoa, Arthropoda, Insecta, Coleoptera, Chrysomelidae. Gene Ontology annotation, cellular component: cytoplasm.
GUUACGGACACAACAAUACAAAGCUGCGCUUUGAAAUAUUUCCUGAAGGGCAGAGUAAAGCGUCGCGAAAACGGUGUAUAAAAAGAGAAUCGGACCGACUUCCACUUUUAUUCUCACUUUUAUUUAAAUCCUCCUCCAAGUACCUACCACACAACGAGUUAUUAGUUAUAGUAACGGCAUCGUGAUAUAAUAUCCGACUGCGUGUGAAAGUGGACAAGGUUUUGUUUUAUUUCGACCUUAAGAGAAAGUGAUUUCAACAUUAUGGAUGCACAAGAAUUUAGACAGUUUGGAAAAGCCGCUGUGGAUUACAUUGCUGACUAUAUUGAAACAAUCAGAGACAGACCAGUAUUACCUUCAGUCGAGCCCGGAUACCUAGGCGACCUCCUUCCGAAAGAUCCCCCCAAAACAGGCGAAUCAUGGCAGGAAGUUCUCCAGGAUGUCGACAGGAUAAUUAUGCCAGGACUAACACAUUGGCACUCUCCGAAAUUUCAUGCGUAUUAUCCAACUGCAAAUUCUUUCCCAGCUGUUGUUGGAGAAAUGCUGAGCGCAGGUUUUGGAUGCGUCGGAUUGAGUUGGGUAUCUAGCCCAGCAUAUACAGAGUUGGAAGUGGUAAUGAUGAAUUGGCUGGGAAAAUUACUGAAUUUGCCGGAAGACUUCCUUAAUUGCUCUGAAGGACCGGGAGGAGGAAUUAUACAGGGUUCAGCCAGUGAAGUCACGUUCAUUGGAUUACUAGCAGCGAAGGAGAAGAAAGUUAAAGAUUUAUUGGCCAUCGACCCAGAACUCAAAGAAGCAGACAUCAAGGGAAAGCUAGUAGCAUACACAUCUGAUCAGUCCAACUCAUCCGUAGAAAAAAGUGGUCUUCUGGGAUCAAUGCCAAUGAGACUCCUACCUGCAGAUGAGAAUGGAAAAUUAACAGGGAGCAUCCUUCUGCAAGCAAUUCGUGAGGAUAAAGCAAAGGGGCUGAUUCCUUGUUAUGUGGUGGCAUGUUUAGGAACAACGCCCACAUGUGCAUUUGAUGACUUGACAGAGCUGGGACCAAUCUGCAACAAGGAAGAAAUCUGGCUUCACGUAGAUGCUGCGUAUGCGGGUACUGCAUUUGCUUGUCCGGAGUACCGCUAUUUGAUGGAAGGGGUGGAGUUUGCAGACUCAUUCAAUUUUAAUGCUCACAAAUGGAUGUUAGUUAACUUUGACUGUUCAGCCAUGUGGGUAAAGAAUGCGAAAUAUCUAGUUGAAGCAUUCAAUGUACAGAGGAUAUAUUUGAAAGAUAAUCACAAAGGACUCGCCCCAGAAUAUCGCCACUGGCAAAUAUCGCUGGGAAGGAGAUUCAGGGCUUUGAAACUGUGGUUUGUACUCAAAAUUUAUGGAGUGGACGGUAUCCAGAAACAUGUCCGCCACCAAAUAGGUCUAGCCAAAUAUUUUGAGGAGCUUGUGGAACAGGAUAGUCGUUUUGAAGUUUGUACUUCAAGCAUGGGACUAGUGACAUUCAGGUUGAAAGGAGACGACAGAUUGACCGAAACUCUUCUUGCGAAGGUGGACCAAAGGAAGAACAUAUUCGUCAUAGCGGGACACUUCAAUAAAAAGUUUGUCAUUAGAUUUGCUAUUUGUAGUCGACUGACUGAAAAAUGCGACGUUGAUUACUCAUGGAAAGAGCUGCAGACUCAGGCUGAUGAAAUUGUCGCGCCUAAGCUUGAAUUGAAUACAGAAAUGAUCAUCAAGAAAGGUCUCGCCGCCAUCAAGUUGUCUGAUGCAGCUACUGAGACCCUGCGAACCGAAAGAUCGAAAUGAGCUCUUAGUUAGGUUGAUCACAAAGAAAAAAUGCAUUUAUUUAUUGUUAAGGCGUUCUUGAUUCGAGAAAUAUAUUUUAUUUUUACAAUUUUA